AUGAAAGUUGUGUUGUUUGUUUGUAUGUUGACCGUGGUCACUGCUGGAGAGGCGGACACAGAGGUUAACCACAUAGAUUCCGUCAUUGAGCAACUCAAGGCUAUACAAUCAGAUCUGGUUGGAAUGGAUCAUGAGAUGAACACGAAAUUCCUUGACGAUGUCACUGAUGAGUCAUCAACGAACAAUGUUGCUGGUGCGACACAAACUUCACCAACGACUUCGGGUGACCACCAAGGACUAGUUGAUGGACAAACGCUGGACAGAGAAAACAGAAUAAUGGACAUCUUUUUCAGACUCCUGCAUGGUGAUGAGGAAGACAGGUACGUUGUUUGUACACUGGCUGACGCCGCCGAGACGUCUCAGAUCUCCUUAGAAGACAUCAGCACAUCCAAGUAUCAAGACAAACACACCAUCAGACGGCGCUCUAUCGACUGCAGACAAGACGCCCGCUACCGGACAAUGGACGGAAGUUGCAACAAUGUUCGCUGGCCAACCUGGGGUUCAACCAACCAACAAUUCAAGAGAUUUAUUGAUCCUGCAUAUGAUGAUGGCAAGUUCGUUCCCCGAAUGAGAGGCGUUGAUGGUUUUCCCCUUCCCAGUCCACGCGCCAUCAGUGUGGCCGUCCAUCCGGGAGUUGACAGUCCUUCUGACGACCACACGGUGAUGGUGAUGCAGUGGGGGCAAUUUGUGGACCACGAUCUCACCGGAACUCCUCUUCAUGCAGGUGAUGUUCAAUCUAAAUGUUGCGAUGGUCACACACCUGGAGAGAUGCAUUCUGAUGUACGAGCUGGCGGUCCUUGUUUCCCAAUCACCAUGCCAGUAAAUGAAGGACAUUUCCAAAAGAACUGCAUGGAGUUCAAAAGAUCAGCCCCAGCACCUGGAAGGAAUACUCGAGAACAGUUGAACCUACUGACGUCCUUUGUGGACGCCUCUAACGUGUACGGACUCAGUCAGGAUCAGAUCAAUCACCUCAGGAAUGGACCCUACAUGAAAACCAAGGGAGAUAACCUGUUGCCAGAAUCCAACCAAGGCAACUGUCGAACAAGCAAUACGAACGAAUGGUGUUUUGAAGCUGGUGACGACCGUGUGAACGUGUUCCCUGGUCUGGCAGUGCUACACACCGUGUUUGUCCGCGAACACAAUCGUCUUGUCAAAGAACUUGCUGAUGUCAUGCCAUCGACGACUCCUGAUGAUGUCUUGUUUGAAGAGGCCAGAAAGAUCGUGUCAGCCAUCAUCCAACAAGUCACCUACCGCGAAUGGCUGCCCAUUAUUGUUGGGCCCUUGGCCAUGAGAAAGUACAGACUGACACCUGGCUUCAGCUUCAGGUACAACUUCACCCAAAACCCCACCAUCUACAACGUUUUCGCCACCGCCGCCUUCAGAUACGGCCACUCCACCAUUCCACGUUUCCUGACCCUCGGAGAUAGACGUGUACCCAUAGAACAGCUCUUCUUCAGACCUUCUGAAGUCAUCAAAGAUCUGGACACCGUGCUGAAGGCUAUCCUCAAGGACAGACAUCAGGAGGUUAACCGAUUCAUCAACAGUGGGAUGACUGAGCAUUUGUUUGAGACGUCGGGCAAUAAUGGCUUUGACAUCGUGUCCUUGAACAUUCAGAGAGGUCGUGACCACGGCCUGCCAUCAUACAACAGCUUCCGCAAGGCAUGUCAGCUAUCGGAAGUGACUUCAUUUGAUGACAGUAUAUUUGGUAAAGCAGGAGCUGCUUUGAAAAGUGUAUACAGAUCCCCUGAUGACAUCGACGUCUUCACCGGUGCAGUAGCUGAACAGCACGUGCAUGGCGGUGCAGUGGGCCCUCUCCUCGCUUGUCUGAUUGGUCAACAGUUCCAUGACCUGAAAUAUGGCGACUCAUUCUGGUUCGAAACAUCCCAUCCAAGAAAGGGCUUUACAUUAGGACAACUGUCUGAGAUCCGACGAAUGCGCUUUGCCAAAAUUCUUUGUAGGAAUUCAGGAGUGAAGUCCAUCCAAAGAGAUCCUUUUACAGUGUACUCAAAAGAAAGCAAUCCUUUGAUACCCUGCAACGAUCUUCCAACAAUCGAUUUAACCGAAUGGCGGAGAUGA
Molecule: messenger RNA, 2076 nt
Organism: Haliotis rufescens (red abalone)
Lineage: Eukaryota; Metazoa; Mollusca; Gastropoda; Lepetellida; Haliotidae
Product: myeloperoxidase-like
Exons: 15
Coding region: 1-2076 (691 amino acids)
Biological process (GO): response to oxidative stress
Molecular function (GO): heme binding; peroxidase activity
Source: RefSeq, a predicted model, not a curated record